Osmerus eperlanus (European smelt) is the source of this 3493-nucleotide messenger RNA. Its product is annotated as trichohyalin-like. The record is from RefSeq and is a predicted model, not a curated record. Lineage: Eukaryota; Metazoa; Chordata; Actinopteri; Osmeriformes; Osmeridae. The coding region runs from base 308 to 2515 and encodes 735 amino acids. The transcript has a single exon.
AGAGAGGAAAGAGAUAAGACAGAAAGAAAGGGAGAGAGCAAAGGAGGAGGCUAGAGAAAGAGAGGACCUGCAAAAAGAAGUUGAAAGACUUAAACAGAAUGCGAGACAAAGAGAGAUAGAAAGUCAACAAGAAAAGGACAGACUGGAGGAAGAAGAGAGACGGAAAGAACUGGAAAAGGAGAGACAGGAGGCCAAACAAAAAGAGGAUCUUAAGAAGGAAAUUGAAAGACUUAAAGAGAUUUCAAGACAAAGAGAUAUUGAAAGUCAACAAGGAAAGGAGAGACUAGAGGAAAAGAGACAAAAAGAGAUGGAGAAAACAAGAGAGGAGACAAGAGAAAAAGAGGCACUUCAGAGGGAACUUGAAAAAAAGAGAGAGACAGAGAUGAAGCUCAAACAGAAGAGAGAAGAGGAGGAAAAGGAACUGAAAAAGAUGGAGCAAGAAAUUGAGGCGGCUAGACAAAACGAAGACAGAAAGAGUGUAACUGAGAGAUCUGAAGCGAAUACAAGACAAAGAGAGACUGAGAUAAAGGAAGAACAGCUGAAGAGAGAGAGGAAAGAGAAAAGACAUAAAGAAAGGGAGAGAGCAAAGGAGGAGGCUAGACAAAAAGAGGACCUGGACAGGGAACAUGAAAGACCUAAAGAGAAUGAGAGACAGAAAGAGGCUGAAAGACAGCAAGAGCAGAAAAGACUAAAGGAGAAGGCAGAGAGACAGAGAGAACUACAAAGAGAGAGAGAGGAGGCUAGACAAAGAGAGGACCUGCAAAAAGAAGUUGAAAGACUUAAACAGAAUGCGAGACAAAGAGAGAUAGAAAGUCAACAAGAAAAGGACAGACUGGAGGAAGAAGAGAGACGGAAAGAACUGGAAAAGGAGAGACAGGAGGCCAAACAAAAAGAGGAUCUUAAGAAGGAAAUUGAAAGACUUAAAGAGAUUUCAAGACAAAGAGAGAUUGAAACUCAACAAGAAAAGGAGAGACUAGAGGAAAAGAGACAAAAAGAGAUGGAGAAAACAAGAGAGGAGACAAGAGAAAAAGAGGCACUUCAGAGGGAACUUGAAAAAAAGAGAGAGACAGAAAGAAAGCACAAGCAUGAAAGACAGGAAGUGGAUCAGAGGCAUAUAGAACAAGAGAGUGAGGAAGUAAGACGUAAAGGGUUAGAAGAAGGCCUGCCGAAGAAAUCCGAAAGACGUCAAGAAAAUGAGAGGGGGAGAGACAUUGAAAGACUGCAAGUACAUGAAAAGUAUCCGUUGAGACAGACCGAGUCCCUGCAGCGGGAACUUGAAGAUGACACCCCGGAACUUGUCCGAUGCACAAAGGCUGCUGGACCGAGGAUCGCUGAGCAAGAAAUGGAAGAUACAAAACCUAGAAAAGAGGUGGAAAUAUCAGAGGAGAGAGUCAAGGAAGAGAGACAGAGGGAGGUGGGAAUAAUACGACAAAACGAUGAAAACCAGCAGCGAGAGAUUCAACAGAAAUUGCCAAUCGAGGAAGACAUGGGUGAGGGAAAAGAAAUGAAACAAACUGAGAACGAGAGGGAACAGGAAAGACAACGGCUGGAGACUGAAAGACAAGACGAGGAGCGAAAAAGACAGAUGGAAAUUCAAAUGGAGGACAGGAGGCAAAGAGAGGAGAAGAGGAAAGCUUUAGAGCUGAUAUGGAGACAAAAAGGAGACAGGAGAUGGAAAGAGAAAGAAUUGAAGAGACAGAAAGAGCUUGAGAAAAAAGCAGCGGAAGUGCUAAAACAACCCGAGGAGAAAGGCGAAAAAGAGAAAUUGAGGGAGGAGGAAGAAAAAGAGAAGGAAAGACUAAGAGAGAUGGAUAAAAUACAGUUGGCCAAGUUGUUCGACAUGAAAGAGAAAGCUACAGACAACUAUUGGCUCCAAAAAGCAUUCGACUUACAAAUAGAUUUAGUCAAAGAUAGGGAGAAAAUUAUGACAGAGGAUAAGAAAAUGAAAGAGUUAGAGAAGAGAUGGGAGGAGGAAGACAAACAACGGAAGGCUUGCCAACAACCCUUCGAUGCAGAGGCAAGUAAAGUGUGGGAAGAGAAUCUGCGACGGGCAGUCAAGAGGAGAACGGAGAGAAAAGCUGGGAGACUCGUCGAGCUGAAGAGGCAGCAGAACAUUCAAAAGGAGCAGAGACAACAAGUAAAAGAGGAUGAAAUAAUACCGAAAAUCACAGAAGAGAAGGUUACGGAGGAAAGUGCCUGUGAGGAUGAGUCAAAGGAGCCAGAGAAGGAAGGAUCAGUGGAGGAGUCAGGGAGGAAAGAGUCAGAGAAGGAAGAGUCAGUGGAGGAGUCAGGGAGGAAAGAGUCAGAGAAGGAAGAGUCAGUGGAGGAGUCAGGGAGGAAAGAGUCAGAGAAGGAAGAGUCAGUGGAGGAGUCAGGGAGGAAAGAGUCAGAAAAGAAAGAGUCAGUGGAGUCAGAGAGGAAGGAGUCAGAGAGGAAAGAGUCAGAGAAGGAAGAGUCAGUGGAGGAGUCAGAGACAAGUAAGAACAUUUUCACUUCUCCCGAUCUUGUGAUGUGAAAGUAUAGUAUGUGAUCUCUAUAACGCUCGGAAUGUCAACUUGGCAAAGUGCAGGAAAAGUACAUUCCAUUUCACUAUGGCAAUUUACCAAAAAUGUAAGAUGUGUAAGUCAUGUUACAAUUUCUUCAUUAAGAAACAAUUGUAGGUUUGAUAUGAGGAUAUUCAGUAUACUAUAGACCAUGUAGAAAUAUGUUGUGCUUGUCUCUUCCAAACAGAGAAAAAGAAGAAGGGUGGUUUCUUCAAGAAGCUCGCGACGUUUUUCCAAAGAAAAGAUCGUAAAAAACGGGAGAAGGUUAUGGAUAAAAGAGUCUGUGAGGAUGAGUCAGAGGAGUCAGAGGGAGAAGAGUCAGAAGGAGAAGAGUCAGAGGGAGAAGAGUCAGAUGGAGAUGAGUCAGAGGAAGGGUCAGAGGAAGGGUCAGAGGAAGGGUCAGAGGAAGGGUCAGAGGAAGGGUCAGAGGAUGAGUCAGAGGAAGAGUCAGAGACAAGUAAGAACAUUAUAAAACUAGUCACUUCUCCCAGAUCUUGUGAUGUGAAAGUAUAGUAUGUGAUCUCUAUAACGCUCGGAAUGUCAACCUGGCAAAGUGCAGCAAAAGUAGGCACUAUGGAAAUUUACCAAAAACGUAAGAUGUGUAAGCAAUGUUAGAAUUUCUUCAUUAAGAAACCAUUGUAGGUUUGAUAUGUUGAUAUGUAAUUAUUAUGUGUACUUUAGACCAUGUAGAAAUAUUUUAUGCUUGUCUCUUGCAAACAGAGAAAAAGAAGAAAGGUGGUUUCUGGAACAAGAUCUUGCACUUCUGGGAAAUCAAAAAUCAGAAAAAGGAGGAAGAGGAAAGGAGAGCCAAACUGUUAGCGUUUGCAAACUAUGUGGAUGGUUUACAAAAGGCCAACAAACAAGAUGUAGCCUAACCCAGGGUUACAGGGCACACAUUUAUUAAAAUGUAAAAGAAAAUGAUUUAUAACAAGUAACAAAUAAAUAACUAU